AUGGGUAUCUCUCCCGAAACCACCGUAUGGGUAGCCUUCAACAUCGCUGCAGGCCACAUCCUUCUUGUCAUCCUCCUUGCCACCAGCUUGACUUUCCGCUCCGCGCGACAACCUAUCCCGGUAGUCAGCUCCUGCUUCACCUGGAUAUUUUCAGGAAUUGUUUCAUGUUUGCUCUUUUAUAAAGGCGAGCAAGUGGGAGCCGAGCCAGGAAAGAGCCUGUGCCAAGCCCAGGCUAUAUUGAUCACACCCAUGCCAGUCCUGACCUCUAUGGCAGCGCUAGCGCUUGUCUACGACACAUGGUCAACAUUCACCCCUGCACAGCUCAGAGAAGGGCUAAAGGAUCCCGCCACUCACAAAUUGACAUCUCUCCUCCUCGUUGUGAUUCCUUACAUCACAUACAUCGCAUUUAUGUCCGUGGGCAUCCCGUUUGCGCUUAACAAUCCGGGGGAAACCACCCGUUCAGGAAAGAACUUUUACUGUUCUAUGGACUGGGCUCCAAACAACAAUGCUGUCGCAUUUACUGCCGGGAUAGUAUCCCUCUCCGCGGUCGCACUGCAGGGUAAUCUCAACAAAUCUCAUGGUCCUCAUUCCUUGGCUGAUUGCCGCCCCAGUGAGAUUGAUCUUCAUUUGAUCUUUCGUAUUGCUCUGUUCACCCUCUACACGGCCGCUUCUGCUGCCCUCCACCUGGUCACUGUCGCGAAUGUGGACAUUGGCGUUGCCCCCGAUAUGCUUGCCGCAUCUGGAGGCCUGAUGUUUUUCUUCGUCUUUGCCACCCGACGUGAAAUUCUUCGCGUCUGGUCUUCCCUCAUCCGCCGCCGCCUCCCUCGCUCCCACCUACGCGACACCAGAAACGGCCGCAACACCAUCAUCUCCGCCUCCUCCAUCUACUCCACCGAUACCCACAAGAUACCCGGCACGCCCCUCACGCCCCUCACGCCCCCCGCCCCGCUCUCGCCCCUCACGCCCUUCGCGACCCCAACCUCCUUCGCCGGCCCCCCCACCCCGUCCUCGCGCCCGAAGAUCUCCGCGCCGAUGCCGGUCAUCAAGCGGCCGUCGGAGGCGUUCGAGCGCGACGACGACGACGACGACGACGACGCCGCGCCGGCAUGGAAGACGGACGUCGAGGCCGCGGUCGAGGCGCUCGGGACGAGCCCCGAGGAGUGA
Messenger RNA from Epithele typhae, 1164 nucleotides. RefSeq lists its product as uncharacterized. The coding region runs from base 1 to 1164 and encodes 387 amino acids. The record is from RefSeq and is a predicted model, not a curated record. Lineage: Eukaryota; Fungi; Basidiomycota; Agaricomycetes; Polyporales; Epitheliaceae. The transcript is spliced from 11 exons.